Molecule: messenger RNA, 2199 nt
Organism: Mangifera indica (mango)
Lineage: Eukaryota; Viridiplantae; Streptophyta; Magnoliopsida; Sapindales; Anacardiaceae
Product: ankyrin repeat-containing protein NPR4-like
Exons: 6
Coding region: 168-2066 (632 amino acids)
Molecular function (GO): protein binding
Source: RefSeq, a predicted model, not a curated record
UUGCGUAAUUGUAGUGAGCCGCCAUUGUUCCUUCUCUUUUCCACUACCUCACUGGCUUUGAGCUAUACUGUUGUUCUCUUUGCUCUUCACUUGAGGCUUUUCUUUCUACAUUGACCCUUUUUUGAUCUGGAGAUUGCAUCUUAAGCCUCAAAAUAGUUUUACUACCAAUGCCAAUGGAUGGAACGAGGGAUACCUUUGCAUCAGGAAGUGAAUCAAAUGAAGAAGUUAAAAUUGUGAUUGCUUCAGGUUAUGAUCAUUUGGCUGACAAGCAAACAAGAAUUAGACACUUAAAAUUGUAUCGAGCUGCACUAAGUGGUGAUUGGAGCAUAGCUGAAGGUAUUUAUAAGGAGCAUAAAAAUGAUUUAACAGCGAGGAUAUCAAAGGAAGGAGACACCGCUCUCCAUAUUGCAGCUGCAGCAGAGCAAACAGAUUUUUUGAAAAAGCAGGUGGAAAAUAUAAAUAAAGAGGAUUUAGCUACAACAAAUAAGGCCGGAAAUACAGCCUUUUGUCUUGCUGCUGUGUCUGGAAAUGUGGAAAUUGCCCAAGUGAUGAUGAAUAAGAUGAAUAAAGAGAAUUUAACUUCAAAGAAAGCUGCUGGAAAAACAGCUCAUUGUCUUGCUGCUGCGCCCCAAAAGGAGUGUACAAACUUAGCUGAUGUGCUGGAAAUGGGAAACUUAGCAAUGAUCCGUGGUAGAAAUGAGAUGCUACCACUUUACAUGGCCGCUCUAUUUGGCCAUAAAGAGAUGGUACAGUUCCUUUAUGAAGCCACUGAUGAUGGGUUUUUAAGUGACAAUGACCGCAUUGAAUUGCUUGUCACUCUAAUAAGCAAUGGUUUGUAUGAUGUUGCACUGGAUUUGCUAGAGAAGCACCCAGAGUUAGCCAUCACUUGUGAUAGGAAUCAGGAGACAGCAUUGCUUGCCUUGGCUCAAAUGCCUAUUCCCUCUGAAAAUCAGCAAGGAUUUUGGAAACAAUCUGUCAAUUUAUUUUCAGGUACCAAUACCAAAUUGCCUGCAAAAGCAUUGGAACUAAUCCAACGCCUUUGGGAACAAGUUAUAUUGUCAGAUGAUUCUGCCCUUUCAAAUAUUUAUAGUACAGCCCAACAGCUGAUAUUUGUUGCUACAAAACUAGGAAACAUUGAGUUUUUAACUGUACUUAUUUGUGAAUAUCCUGAUUUGGUACUGGAAGUUGAUGAAAAUAAUUAUACCAUAUUUCAUUUUGCGGUUAUGAAUCGACAAAGGGACAUCUUCAAACUAAUACAUGAGAUAGGUACUUUUAAGGAUUUAAUAGUUGCUUCCAAGGAUGAAAAGGAUAAUAAUAUAUUGCAUUUGGCUGGAAAGUUGGCACCAGCAGAUCGGCUCAAUGUUGUGUCCGGUGCAGCUCUGCAACUGCAGUGGGAGUUGUUGUGGUUUAGGGAAGUGCGCAAAAUUAUGCAUCCAUUGGAUGCUCACGAGGAAAACAGCAAAGGGGAAACUCCCGCAGCUUUAUUUACUAAGGAGCAUGGAGAAUUAAAAGAAAAGGGGGAGAAGUGGAUGAAGGAUACUGCAAAUUAUUGCAUGAUUGUGGCAACUCUUAUUGCCACUGUGGUUUUUGCUGCCACUUUCACUGUCCCAGGUGGCACCAAUGACGAGACAGGGACUCCUCAUUUUGUUCAGAAAGCUUCCUUCAAAAUUUUUGUUAUAUCAGAUGCAGUUUCGCUGGUAUCAUCCACAUGCUCCAUAUUAGCAUUCUUAUCCAUUCUAACUUCCCGAUAUGCAGAAGAAGAUUUCCUUUCACAGUUACCUAAGAAGUUGGUUGCUGGACUUGCAACACUUUUGUUAUCGAUUACCGCUAUGAUGGUAGUGUUUUGUGCAACUAUUUUCAUUGUUUUCAAGGAUGGAGUGCUCUGGGUUCCAAUUCUUGUUACUGUAAUUGCUUCUAUACCAGUCUUUUUGUUCACCAAGCAACAAUGGCAUCUCCUUUUUGAUGUGGCACAGUCGACUUAUGUAAGUAGUUCUCUUUUCGAACCACAUAGACAUACCCUUUUCUGCAAAGAAGGGAAAGCAAUGGAGCUCAAGAAGAGGGAGUAAAUCACUGUACCUAACAAGUAGUGCUGCACAAAUUUUGAAUCUAUGCUGUUAUGGUUUUUCUAUUUGUAUCAGUACUACACAAGUAGUUAUAAGCAUGAUGCAAUUAAAAUUUAUAUUAGUGGUUACAUGUAUA